This is a messenger RNA of Seminavis robusta, 828 nucleotides long. The record is from the annotation of a GenBank genome assembly. NCBI's taxonomy places the organism in Eukaryota, Bacillariophyta, Bacillariophyceae, Naviculales, Naviculaceae.
AUGAAACUGAUCAACUGUGUUUUCGUUGCCACAGCCGCAAUGGGGGCUCUGCAUGUUGCGGAUGCUUUUGCGAGUAGCCCACUACUCAAGACAAUCAAGAAGAAUGCCAGAAGCUCCACACCUCUAUUCGUCUCGACAUUGACCCAAGAUGUGUUUGAACAACCAUCCCAGUUUUCACCCGACAUGUACCUACAAGAACAACGAGUCCAUGAAGAAGAAGAAGAUGCCACAAAGCCGGGCUUUGACUAUGUGUCAUUUGCCCACGAGCACCCAUUGUACAACAACAUGAUGAUUGCCUCUGGCAAAGCCGCCAUUGCAGAUAUGUUUGCACAGGUUGUCAUUGGACAGACGGGGUUAGAUGCGUUGGAUUGGCAACGCACUCUUCUGUUUUGUCUCUUUGGUGCAUUGUACCAAGGAGGUUUCCAGUAUCUCUACCAAGUCAACAUCUUCAAGAAGCUAUUUGAUGUGGAAAAGUUCACCUCACAGACUUGGGAAGAAAAGCUACAAGACAAGGAGGGGCUGAUCAGCUUGGCUGCCCAAGUGGCACUGGACUUGACCAUUAUGUCAUCCAUUUACUUGCCGACAUACUACACCUUCAAAGCCAGUAUUUUCAGCGGGACACUUGACCCCAGUGCUUGGUUUCAGGAUGGCAUGAUCACAUAUGGAUCCCACUUUUGUAGGGACGAGGCAGACUUACUUCGAAUUUGGCUUCCAGCCGAUCUCCUGUGCUUCUCAGUACCCCUGAUUCUGAGGCUUCCUCUGCGUCAAGUGGUUAGCCUUUUCUACACUGCAUAUCUGUCAUCCGCCAGUUUUGGAGUUGGAAACUGA